Messenger RNA from Gaeumannomyces tritici R3-111a-1, 5008 nucleotides. Its product is annotated as carnitine O-acetyltransferase. NCBI's taxonomy places the organism in Eukaryota, Fungi, Ascomycota, Sordariomycetes, Magnaporthales, Magnaporthaceae. The transcript has 5 exons. Gene Ontology annotation, molecular function: carnitine O-acetyltransferase activity. Gene Ontology annotation, cellular component: mitochondrion. The record is from RefSeq and is a predicted model, not a curated record. Gene Ontology annotation, biological process: carnitine metabolic process. The coding region runs from base 1905 to 4760 and encodes 951 amino acids.
GGCUCGCCCCGACCGUUGGAGAACGGACGGCUACCAUGGAAGGGAUGGCAUUUAGGUCGUCGUUCUUAGUUUGCUGCACCCAUCAAUUCGUUCCUCACUUCUCUCCUGCCCACCGUACCUAGUAUUUCCCGAGGUCAACGUAGUCGCAGCUUGGGCGACGUCACAGAACCAAAGGCCGCAGGGGUGCUCGGCUGAAGGGGUCUUCAGUGGCAGCCCCUCGCCAAUCCCAGGAGCUCCCCCGCAUGUGACACUUGAUUGCUGAUUCGCGCGGCGCGUGAUGCAGCCACUUGCUCAAAAAGGCUCAUGGGAAGGUCACGGUAGGUGCGACGCAAAGCACGUCAAUUGGUUAAACACGAAAAAAGUCCCUCUUGCCCGAACAGAAGAAAAUAUUGGCCAUCGCCGACGGCGACUUGAAGAUUCAACUCUCUCCAUCCCUCCACCGCGGCCGCUAACGGCAUUCUCCAUAGAUUCGGAAACACCUAAUUCUUCUCCGUCUUUGCAACCUUAUCCACCUGCGGGGGAGUGCUGGGGAGCCCUCAGCUCUGGAGCCUUGGGGCUUGGCAAGCCCGUCAUCGCUGGUGGUCGCCACGUCCUCCUCCACGUUGCCGAUCAAGCCGUCCAGGGAACUGGGCUGCAUCACACUGCUCAUCUGGAUGGUGGCUGUCCCUCGUUCCUCGGCCGCCCUCGGGAUCUUCCUGCCCUAGAUUCCCCAUCCGCCCGUAGCUGACGAGGGUUUUGUAUAGUAAACUUUUUCAUUGGAUUUUAUUGCAGCUCGCAAGUGUACUACUGCAAGACGGCAGGCUGGCAACCCCUUCUUAUUUGGCAUCCGGCAACUCACCGGGGAGCCGGCAGGGCGACAGGAAAGGGUGUAUUCCUAUCUGUCUGGCGCUGGCUUUGUUGCACAGCCCUCACGGCGUGUCUGACAGGACUUUGAGCACAUGGAAACAGGCUGAAUCCCACCUCACUUGGCUUCCCACACACCUGACAACCAACAUUCCGAGAUCAAUGAAAGCCCUGCCUUCAAGGUCCAUCAAAGGAGCAAGCACCACACCCUCCUUCUCGCCGCCGUCAUCAGGUACGUGUGGCACUGCUUUUCUUUGUGCCUAUUAGUCGCAUCCUGUCACUCUGAAUAGGCGAACAUGGGUCCCCCACGUCUCCGCGGACGGUAAAGCCUUGUCCGCCCCGGACAGCCGCAUGAUCCCUGCCUCCCCCUGCCUCGGCCAUGCGGAGGAUGAAGAGUCUGCGGCGUCAGCCCCCGUCAAGGCCACGGGGUAUCCCCUUUGGGCUACCCGAAUGCUCCGUCGCUGGAGUCUUGACCACUCAUGCUAGUCCUCGUGAAGGGGUGCCUCCGAGAGCCGGCUGGCAGUUGUGCCAACUAGUCCCACACCCAAUCCCUCUCCCUUAUCCAUCCCACAUGUCAGUCUUGUUGGCACGAACGGCUGCACCCACCACCCCUUGGGCUACUGCGUACCUGCCUGGUCCCUUCCCGCUCUCCUCGCCCACUCGCUUCAGCGCCGCGGUACCUUUGCUAUUGCCGAGCCGUUCCAUACAUAAUACCCCUUGACGUCCCCGUGCUUCCUCGGCGCGUCUAGCCGGAGGGCUGUGCUCUGCUCCAUACUGCUGCCUACAUCUAGGUACAUAUCAACCUCACCCCCUCAUGCACUUGCUCCUCCUCAUUCUGUCUGCGAUGUCUGCCAUCUCCCCUUCGCUCUGCACCACCCUCCAUAUCCCCGCCCAGUAGCCUAGCUGCGAUAGCCUGCCAGACCUCAGUGGGAUGCCGUCCUAUUGUCUCCACGAUUGUCACUACUUCUACCGCACCGCCCUGCGCGGUCUCAACAUCUGCACCUCCGUCUCGCCCCUGUUCGCGUGAUUCAGAGCCUAGUCGAUGCUGAUGAACGAACGCUAUGCCAACCCCAGUCCGCCGCUUCGCCCAGCCCAGGUCUCUUGAUGAGACCCUUGCCUCUCGCAACGCCCCGCCAGAGCCCACACCAAACUGCGCCCCUGUGUACGCCGAGAUAGGCAAGUCAUCGCCAAGGCCAUCAACCUCGGCCCUAUCGCCGAGCGCUCAGAAAAGGGACGACAUGUCUCUGUACAAUCAAAAGAUUUUAGAGGAGGGCGGCAUCACGUUUGCCGCCCAGGACAAGCUCCCAAAACUUCCCAUUCCCGACUUGGAAAAGACGUGCGAAAAGUACCUGGCAGCGCUGAGGCCGCUUCAGUCACCCCGAGAGCACGCCGAGACCAGGCACGCCGUCCGAGAGUUUAUGCGGGCAGAAGGACCUGAACUCCAGGAGAAGUUGAAGAAAUACGCCGAGGGAAAGUCCAGUUACAUCGAGCAAUUCUGGUACGACUCAUAUCUGAACUUUGAUAACCCUGUCGUCCUCAACCUGAAUCCGUUCUUCUUGCUCGAAGAUGACCCAACGCCGGCAAGGAAUAACCAGGUCACACGUGCGGCGUCCUUGGUCAUAUCGGCGCUCGAGUUUGUGCGCGCCGUGAGGAAAGAGGAGCUGCCACCUGACAAGAUCAAGAACACGCCGCUAUGCAUGUAUCAAUACUCGCGCUUGUUCGGGACAGCCCGAGUCCCAACGGAAAACGGCUGCCAAAUCGAGCAGGAUCCGAACUCGAAGCACAUCAUCGUCAUGUGCCACGGGCAGUUCUACUGGUUCGAUGUUCUGGACGAUAAUUCGGACCUUAUCAUGACCGAAAAGGACCUGUCCAUCAACCUCCAGACAAUUGUCGACGACGCUAUAUUGACGCCGAUACAGGAGGCCGCCAAGGGGGCGUUGGGGGUGCUUAGCACGGAAAACCGCAAGGUGUGGUCGGGGCUCCGAGACAUCUUGAUGCGGGAAGAGGGAUCCAACAACGCUGAUUGCCUCGGCAUCGUCGACUCGGCCCUCUUCGUGCUCUGUCUUGAUUACACAGAACCGACGACGGCGGCGGCUCUCUGCCAGAACAUGCUCUGCGGCACCAGCGACAUAGAAAAGGGCGUGCAGAUCGGCACCUGCACGAACCGGUACUACGACAAGCUGCAGAUCAUUGUGUGCAAGAACGGCAGUGCUGGCAUCAACUUUGAGCACACUGGCGUGGACGGGCACACCGUGCUCCGGUUUGCGAGCGAUGUCUACACCGACACUAUCCUGCGGUUCGCGCGUACCAUCAACGGGCGCUCGCCCACGCUCUGGGCGUCGACCAGUCCGGACCCGUCCAAGCGCGACCCGGAGAGCUUCGGGGACGUUAAUCCCACGCCGCACAAGCUCGAGUGGGACCUGACGCCCGAGGUCAGUAUCGCCGUGCGCUUCGCCGAGACACGUCUGGCCGACCUGAUCGGGCAGAACGAAUUCGAGUGCCUCGAUUUCCAGUCGUACGGAAAGAACUUCAUCACCUCCAUGGGCCUCUCGCCCGACGCCUUUGUGCAGAUGGCGUACCAGGCGGCCUACUACGGUCUGUACGGGCGCGUCGAGUGCACGUACGAGCCAGCAAUGACUAAAGUGUUCCUGCACGGCCGCACCGAGGCGGUGCGGCCCGUGACGGGCGAUUCGGUCAACUUCAUGCAAACAUUCUGGGGCGACAACCCGGCCGAGGCCAAGGUGGAGGCCUUGAGGACGGCGUGCCGGCGCCACGUCGACAUGACGCGCGAGUGCGCAAAGGCACAGGGCUGCGACCGACAUCUCUACGCUCUAUUCUCGCUCUGGCAGCGGCUGGCGGAUGAGGAGGCCUCGGCAAACAGCCGUGGGCCGCCCAGCACAAACGGAUAUUCGAGCCCCAUGAGCAAUGGCACCGCCUCCUCGCCCGUCAUGGAUGAUGAUGUGUGUGAUGCAACGUCGGUGCCUGGUUCCCCGUUGCUGCCGGCGCUGGCGGUGGGGAGCAGCAAGCUGGACGAGGAGGAGUCGCGACAGCAGCAGAAUGGAGUCACGCGGGAAGUAGACGACAGCACGACAUCGUCGCGGUCACUCAAGCACGCCAUGAUGGACAAGCACGUGCCGGACCAGAACGGCGGCAGGUCGCAAAUGAUGGCGCCGACGCGCGAGCGGGGUGAAAGCACUUCGACGACGCGGUCUGUGAAGUUUGCGCCGCUCCCGCUUAUAUUUGCGGACUCUGGCUGGGACAAGCUCAACACGACGAUCCUGUCGACAUCCAACUGCGGAAACCCGUCGCUGCGCCAGUUCGGCUUUGGCCCCGUGUCGGGCGACGGCUUCGGCAUCGGCUACAUCAUCAAAGACGACAGCAUCUCGGUCUGCGUCUCGAGCAAGCACCGGCAGACCAGGCGGUUCGUGGACGCGCUCGAGGGCUACCUGCUCGAGAUACGCCGGGUGCUGCGCAUCACGUCGCGCAAGGGCGCCGUCGCGCAGGGCAGCGGUGGCCUGCCGGCCCCGUCGUCCAAGCAGACGCGCGCGCGCGAGGUGGACGGCAUCAGGAGCCGCCAGCAGCUGGCGCAGCAGCAGCAGCUCCGCAGGGACCAGCGGGCGGCGGCGCGGCCGCCGCCCAACCGGUUCAAGUCGAGGGGCAGGAUGAUCACGGGGUCCGAGAUGAUUCGGUCGCAGCGCUCGGCCACGGGCACGACGUCGCCGACGACGGACAGCAUCGCCAUGAGCGAGGACGAUGAGCUUGGUGGAUAUGGCUUCUUCGACGCUGGCAUGCUUCUGCAGGCCCUCAAGGCGCGCAACACGCAGUUCGACACCGGGGAGACGCGAGCCUCGGAGAGGGCGGCGGUGCAGGCUCGGAGGAACAAUGUCGGAAAGAAGCUGCGGCUGAUUGAUUAUUAGCUCCAACGCACAAUCUAACUUGGUGUCGACUAUCUCUUGUUGAGCUUGGCUCUGGCUUGCUCCAUCUCACUUCGGAUUUUUCUACUAUGUACGUCUAGCGUAAGUACCUCUUGGUAGGGAGGGGUUCGGUCGGUUUGGUUAGAAAUUGGUUACUAGUUGGGAUAUCCUUCGUUUAUUAUGAACUAUCGUAUGGCCGCAAACUCCCAUUCUAGAUGAGUAGCAUUACGAAGAGCGUCUUCACGUGUUAG